CGGAAUACUUUUGCCAUGGCACCGCCCCCACGACUUCCGCCACGAACCCAGCAGUCCCUCCCCAACGCCGGAAGUCCCGCGGCCUCACUUCCUCAGAGUCUUCCCCCACCCCGACGCGGAGAAGGGGACUUGGUUCCGGCCCCUGGUGGGUGCCGGCUCGGCUUUCCCCGCGCUCCGGAGCGGUGUUCCGGGCCCACCGCUUUCCCGGACGCCGGCGCCGGAAGCUCGGGCCGCGACCGCGCCGGGAGAGCGCCGGGCCGGGCGCGAGGCUCGCGCGGGGCCAUGAACGGAACGGCGAACCCGCUGCUGGACCGCGAGGAGCACUGCCUCCGGCUCGGGGAGAGCUUCGAGAAGCGGCCGCGGGCCUCCUUCCACACCAUUCGCUAUGAUUUUAAGCCAGCGUCUAUAGACACUUCCUGUGAAGGAGAGCUUCAGGUUGGCAAAGGAGAUGAAGUCACAAUUACGCUACCACAUAUCCCUGGAUCCACACCGCCAAUGACUGUGUUCAAGGGGAACAAACGGCCCUAUCAGAAAGAUUGUGUGCUCAUUAUUAAUCAUGACACUGGUGAAUAUGUGCUGGAAAAGCUCAGUAGCAGCAUUCAGGUCAAGAAAACAAGAGCUGAGGGGAGCAGUAAAAUCCAGGCUCGAAUGGAACAACAGCCUGCUCGUCCCCCACAACCAUCACAGCCGCUGCCGCCACCUCCUCCACCACUUAUGCCAUUCAGAGCUCCAACGAAGCCUCCAGUUGGACCUAAGACUUCUCCGUUGAAAGAUAACCCCUCACCUGAACCUCAGCUGGAUGACAUCAAAAGAGAGCUGAGGGCCGAAGUCGACAUUAUUGAACAGAUGAGCAGCAGUGGGAGCAGCUCCUCAGACUCCGAGAGCUCCUCCGGAAGCGAUGAUGACAGCUCCAGCAGCGGAGGUGAGGACGAUGCACCAGCCUCCCCUCCACAGCCUUCACACCAGCAGGCCUACAACAGCAGGCCCGCCGUCGCCAACGGGACCAGCCGGCCUCAAGGCAGCAACCAGCUAAUGAACACCCUCAGAAAUGACUUGCAGUUGAGUGAAUCUGGCAGUGACAGUGAUGACUAGAGCCGGAUCUUUCGAAAUCUACUUUUUUGGUGCACAAAUAUGCUGCAAGACCAGGCUACUUUAGCACGGAGUCCAUUGCCAAGAGGAAAACGUUGUGGAGCAGUGACUGUAGUAGGAGUCUGAGGCUCUGGAGCGCUCAGAUAUUCAAGUCCUUAACUUAGAGGUGAUGGGUGAUUUUCUCAUGUACUUUUUGAACAAUCUCAUGUUUCAAAGUUUUAGAUCUACAGAAGAACUAACAAUUAUAUUCUGAUUUGGCUAACCUUGUUAAUGAAAAACAGAUAAUUAUGCACUGGUCUAGGUUACUCAGAGGCUGUGUCUUCACCAGGCCAGCGAUUCAGUUUUCAACCUCAGCAGCCACCAGUUUGGCCACGUGGUCUCUACCAGUGAAAUGAAACACAGUCUUUGAGGUGUAGGAGAGGGAGAGAAACCUCAAAUUGCGGCAUAGCGGUAUGUUAAAACCACUGUAAAUUGUUGACGCAAAGUGGUAAGUUUUGCCUGACCCAGCCUGACAAUCCUGUGUAGAACUGGACUUCAAGCCUGAGUCCUAGAGUGUCAGCUGGGCUGAACCCUGGAGACCUGCUAGUUCAGCCCCCUCGUUUACAAACAGGAAAGGGAAGCACACAGCUGGUGUGUGGCAGGUUUCCUGCCCAUUCUCCAGGCUUUUCUCAACUGCUGUCUCCCUUGAAUCUCAUUUGUUGGAAUCAGAGAUUCUUCUGCUGGGACUUUAAAUGUACAUUGGAGCUUUUACUGGGUUCCAAAAGACAAAAGUGUUGAGUACUUCCAGCUCAAUUUAGAUCUAGAUAGUCCCUAAAUGUCUGAGGCUGGGUAAACAAAUCAGACCAGCAGCCGUUGGACUGACUUGUGUGACUCGAUAAAUUGGGGCUUUCUUUCCAUGUAGAGCCAUACUAAGUGUCCUUCAUUCAGUGGAUUUUAGGGAGGGGAGCUGUAGGGAGUGAGGAGAGGUGAAGUGAAGAAACCUCUCUGAACAACUGAACCAACAGUAAGUUUCCAAGUUUUCCAAAAACCAGAAUCUAGAUAGUAGGAGUUCUGCAAUAUGAAACGAGCACAUUCUCUGAUAAGGUGUUUCUCUUCAUACUAUUUUACCACUGAUUGUGCCUGCCUCCCAGAUGAAUUUGUAUUUUUAUAGACAACUAGAAGAAAGUCCCAAGAUUGCCUUUUGCAGUAUGCAGUUUCCGAAUGAAUCUGUUGCAGGAACCUGGUCACUAGUAAAUGUUCCAUACUGAGUGAAUGUGUGAUAAAUCAUCCUGUAAUUAGUGUGGAGUAGCCCAUUUCUGUAGUUUGAAUGAAUGUGUCCUGAGAAAUUUCCAUCUACUUUGGUUCAGUGGGCAUCACGGCAUUAAAAAUGAUUUUACUUCGUCGGGUUCCUCCACUUGAUGGCCCUCCGUCCCCAGCUGUGGGAAGGAAGCAGUCUGGACUGAGGAAGGAAAUUGAUGGUCCAUGGUGGGAGCUUUAGGUGAGAGUCGCAUCUAUGCGGGUGAAGUAGAGCAUUGAGUAUGCUUCAUCUGCAAAGUGACUGACUCAGGGUGCUGGACACAUGGGCAAGGAGCCAGGGGACCCAUCGUCCAGCAGCACACUCACACCACUCAACCCAAGUGGAGGUCAGAGGUACCCCUCAUACCCUGUGGUGGGUUCUCAGCUCAUCAUGAGCUGUCAGUGGAUUUAAUGGUAUGUAGGAACUUAUUUAUGAUGAAUUGAUAAUUGAUUUAUAAUUCCUUGGUAAUGAUGACAGCUCAGGGAAGUUGAAGGUCAUGACUGAGAGACUUGAAUUGUUACUGGAUGUGGGAAUUGUUUCAUUGCUCUUAACUUACUCAAGCUGGGGCAGGUUUUAGGAACUUGAACUAAACAUAUCUAUUUAAGCCUUUUUUUAUUUUUCCUCUUCUCUCCCAUAGUCUUGAUUUAUAUAGACAGAACUGUGGAUUUUGUUAUGUUGGGUCAAGAUGUUUGUUUGUAUAGGAAGUGUCUGUGUGCAGCUCUGGCCUUGGUGAGUCAGGCUCUUCGUGCUCAGACCCUCUCCACCCUCAUCCAUCCUGUCCGGCACUCCAGCACAGCUCCAGCGUGGGUCUCUGCGCAGAGCUGUCAGUGGUUCCCUUUGCCCCCAGCCCCAGCUUUACCCACCAGAGUAAGGAAUCUUUUCUCCUUGGAAAUCAAGAAUUUGGCCUCACAAACUGCUUUUCAUCAGUAUCCUUGUGCCAGCCAAAUUGGACGUCUUGUUCUUCCUGCCCUGUGCCUGCUCCCUCAGCCUCCAUGAACCUCCCCUUUACCCUCCUCCUCCUCGCCCCUCCAAACUCCACUCCUGAGGUUCUGUAGGUGCCAUCCUCAUGGAUUCUUCCUCUUUUUCUUUCAACUGAUAUGGAGUGCCCAGUAUGCAUUUACUGACCUUCCUCUUGCUUGAACUCUAGUUGGUGGGAACUCCUUAAAAGCAGGGACUGUCAUUCUCAUCUCUGUCCCAGAACUGGGGUGUCCACAGGAAUAGACAUUAAAAUGCUUAUAGCCUGGUGGGGGAGGAGGCAGCGAAAACUAAUGGUAGAGUACAGAAGACAGAGAUGAGAAAUUCCUGGCAUUUGGAGACAGCUGAAAACCAUCCAUGCUGAUUUUCAUGAUUUUGAAUUCUCUAAUUCAGUUAUUAAAUUUCCCUUUUUAUUUUCUCUAUACAACGUUUGCCAUUCUGUGGGUCAUGUAGGUGAGGUGUGGAGACUUAAGUCUGAAUUAUCCAAGGCCCCAUGGCAAGCCACAGUAAAGACAUGCUUUGGAGAAACAAUACAAAUAAACUAGAGAUCUGUAAUGAUGCCACUCAUUAACUCCUUUAUUUCUGUAGAAGAAGCAUUUUUUCUAUGUUUGGUAUGAAUUUCUAUGUGCUUUGGUGGUGGGAAAACUUGAAAAUUCCAAAAUCCUUACUUCCCUGUUUGAGAAGCUGAUUCAGUGUGUGUCUGUGUGUGUCUGUGUGUGUGUGUGUGUGUGUGUGUCUGUGUCUGUGUGUGUCUGUGUCUGUGUGUGUGUGUGUCUGUGUGUGUCUGUCUGUGUGUGUGUCUGUGUGUGUCUGUGUGUCUGUGUGUGUUAGGAUUCUCAAAACUCAGGCCUUAACCAGUAGGUUGGAAGAUAAGAGCAAUUGAAGCAUUAUGAAAUGUGUGUUUUCAUUGCUCCUGUUAAUUCUGUCUUGGUUUUAUUGUCUUGUUCUUUAAUGAUUUUAAGAUCAUGAAGUAGGUAUGCAUGUUUACAUUUAUGUAAAAUAUUUGCUGUUUAAAGUUUUUUUUGGUUUAUUCUCUUAAAAGGUCAUUGUAUUUAAGUAAAAAAUGAAGGUCAGCAAUACACGUAAUGUCUUGGUAGUUUUUAUUUUCUUACUGUCACUAAAAAUCAAUGAGAAAUGGAGAGUUCUUUUAAGAACCCUUUGUCCAUAAGCCAGAUUAACUAACUAAAUUGCUUCCUUUGUGAUGUGGUGUUUAUGAUAAUUAUGAAGAACAAUUCAGUUUUAAAAGGUGCAAACUUAGAAACUGAAGGAUGAUUUCAGCAAGCCACAUGGCACCUGGGGCCAUUUUACUUGGUCUGGAAAGGCAGGCUUAGCUUUGGGUCUGAGAACUCCGCAAGGAUUAAACUGAAUCCCUCGACAUAAAUCCUACCAUCAUCUUCUUGUUGUUAGUUGCCAUCAAAUAGAUUCCAACGCAUAAGAACCCUAUGUGUGCAGAGUAGAACUGCUCAGUAGGGUUUUCAAGGCUGUGAC
Trichechus manatus latirostris (Florida manatee) is the source of this 4828-nucleotide messenger RNA. It is a transcript of the gene EAF1, whose product is annotated as ELL associated factor 1. Gene Ontology annotation, molecular function: transcription elongation factor activity. Gene Ontology annotation, cellular component: super elongation complex. The transcript is spliced from 6 exons. The record is from RefSeq and is a predicted model, not a curated record. Lineage: Eukaryota; Metazoa; Chordata; Mammalia; Sirenia; Trichechidae. Bases 16 to 1092 code for a protein of 358 amino acids. Gene Ontology annotation, biological process: transcription elongation by RNA polymerase II; regulation of DNA-templated transcription.